This is a messenger RNA of Aspergillus heteromorphus CBS 117.55, 3971 nucleotides long. RefSeq names its product putative ABC multidrug transporter. Gene Ontology annotation, molecular function: ATP hydrolysis activity; ABC-type transporter activity; ATP binding. Bases 1 to 3864 code for a protein of 1287 amino acids. Gene Ontology annotation, biological process: transmembrane transport. The transcript has 4 exons. Gene Ontology annotation, cellular component: membrane. NCBI's taxonomy places the organism in Eukaryota, Fungi, Ascomycota, Eurotiomycetes, Eurotiales, Aspergillaceae. The record is from RefSeq and is a predicted model, not a curated record.
AUGAAGUGGAAUGAGGACAUUUCGCUGAAGGAGCUUCCCAAGUCUCCCUCCACCGAGAGCACGGCCAUCUCGCUGUCCGACCUGGAGAAGGACAUCCUCGACAAGCAACUGCGAGCCCUACCUUCCACCCCGGGCUUCUUCGGCAUCUAUCGCUAUGCCACCGGCUGGGACAUUGCCAUCAUCAUCGUCAGCUCUCUCGCCUCCAUCGCAGGCGGGGCAGCCCUGCCGUUAUUCACUGUCCUCUUCGGCAACCUCACCUCGACCUUCCAGGACAUCGUCGUCGGCACCAUCACGUACGAGCACUUCCACAGCGAGCUCAACCGCUACGUGGUCUACUUCAUCUACCUGGCCAUCGCCGAGUUCCUGACCAUCUACAUCGCCACCGCCGGCUUCAUCUACACGGGCGACCACGUCGUGCAGCGCAUCCGCAUCGAGUACCUGCGCGCCAUCCUGCGCCAGAACAUCGCCUUCUUCGACAACCUCGGGGCCGGCGAGAUCACGACGCGCAUCACCGCCGACACCAACCUGAUCCAGGAUGGCAUCUCCGAGAAGGUGGGCCUGGCGCUGACGGGGCUGUCGACCUUCGUGACGGCCUUCCUCAUCGCGUACAUCAAGUACUGGAAGCUGGCGCUGAUCUGCAGCGCCACGCUGAUCGCCCUGCUGGUCAUCAUGGGCGGCGGGUCCAUGGUGACGACCGUCCACAGCAAGCGAGCGCUGGAGUGCCAGGGGCAGAGCGGCAGCUUCGCCGAGGACAUCCUCGACUCGGUGCGCACGGUGGUGGCCUUCGACGCGCAGGAGGUGCUGGCGAGGAAGUACGACGGGCACCUGCAGGCGUCCGAGGGGCCGGCGCGCAGGGCCCAGAUCACCUUCGCCAUCAUGGUGGGCGCGAUGCUGUCGUGCAUCCAUCUGAACUACAGCCUGGGCUUCUGGCGGGGGAGCAUCUUCCUGGUGCACGGCGACGACGGCGUGCAGGCGGGCGACAUCCUGACCAUCCUGAUGGCCAUCAUGCUGGGCUCCUACCACCUGGGCAACGUCGCCCCCAACUCGCAGGCCAUCUCCACCGCCGUGGCCGCGGCGUCGAAGCUGUACGGCACCAUCGACCGGCCGUCGCCGUUGGAUGCCUCGUCCGAGCUGGGCCUGACCCUCCAGCAGGUCAAGGGCAACAUCGUGCUGCAGAACAUCCGCCACGUCUAUCCCUCGCGGCCCGAGGUCAUCGUCACCAACGACCUCAGCGUCUACAUCCCCGCCGGCAAGACCACGGCCUUCGUGGGCCCCUCGGGGUCGGGCAAGAGCACCGUCAUCGGCCUGAUCGAGCGCUUCUACAACCCCGUGGCCGGCCGCAUCACCCUCGACGGCCACGACCUGCAGCACCUGAACCUGCGCUGGCUGCGCCAGCAGGUGGCCCUGGUGUCGCAGGAGCCCCGGCUGUUCGCCGCCACCAUCUACGAGAACAUCCGGUUCGGCCUCAUCGGGUCGGGCUACGAGCACGAGCCCGAGGCGCGCAUGACCCAGCGCAUCCACGACGCCGCGCGCAUGGCCAACGCCCACGACUUCAUCAUGGCGCUGCCGGCCCGCUACGAGACCAACAUCGGCUCGUGCUCGCUGUCGGGGGGGCAGAAGCAGCGCAUCGCCAUCGCGCGGGCCGUCGUGAAGGACCCCCGGCUGCUGCUGCUCGACGAGGCCACCUCGGCCCUGGACGCCAAAUCCGAGGAGAUCGUGCAGGCGGCCCUCGACAAGGCCUCCCAGGGCCGCACCACCAUCGUCAUCGCGCACCGUCUCGCCACCAUCCAGGAGGCCCACAACAUCGUCGUCCUCGUCAAUGGACACAUCGUCGAGCAGGGGCCCCACGGGGAGCUGAUGGGCCGGCAAGGCGUCUACCGCGACAUGGUCGAGGCGCAGCAGAUCAAGCAGCGCGACGCCGCCAAACGCCACGAGUCCAUGACCUUCCUCUUCGACGACGACCACCUCCCCCCCACCGAAGACCUCCUGGACGACGACGCCUCGGACAUCGGCCUGAAGAGCGGCGCCAGGCGCCGCCACCGCAUGACGCGCAUGUCGCUCUUCCUGCCCCAGCUGCCCUCCAAGAAGAAGCAGACCUUCUCCCUCUGGGCCCUCUUCGCCUUCCUCGCCUCCUUCAACCGGCCCGAAUGGCCCAUCAUGAUCCUGGGCCUCGCCGCCUCCAUCGUGGCCGGCGGCAUCCAGCCCUCGCAGGCCGUGCUGUUCGCCAAAGCCGUCAACACCCUCAGCCUGCCCCCGACCGAGUACCCCCGACUGCGCCACGAGGCCACCUUCUGGUCGCUCAUGUUCCUGAUGAUGGGCUGCGUGACGCUCUGCGUCUACAGCUUCCAGGGCACCCUCUUCGCCUACAGCUCCGAGCGGAUGAUCUUCCGGGCCCGCAGCCAGGCCUUCCGCGCCAUGCUCCAGCAGGACAUCUCCUUCUUCGACAGGGAGGAAAACACCACCGGCGCCCUGACGUCGACGCUCUCGGCGGAGACGAAGCAACUGGCCGGCAUCAGCGGCGUCACGCUCGGCACCAUCCUGAUCGUGACGGUCAACCUGGCCGCCUCGCUGGUCGUGGCGCUGGUCAUGGGCUGGAAGCUGGCGCUGGUCUGCAUGUCCGCCGUGCCCGUGCUCCUGAUGUGCGGCUUCAUCCGGGUCUGGAUGCUGGACAAGAUCCAGCGGCGCGCCAAAUCGGCGUACCAGAGAUCGGCCAGCUCAGCCUGCGAGGCGGCCUCGGCCAUCCGCACCGUCGCCUCCCUCACGAUGGAACGCGAGGUCAUCGCCUCCUACGAGUCGCAACUGACCCGGCAGCUCCGCGGCGACAUCCUCCCCAUCCUCAAAUCCUCCGCCCUGUACGCCUCCUCCCAAGCGCUCCCCUUCCUCUGCAUGGCCCUCGGCUUCUGGUACGGCGGCAGCCUGCUCGGCAGGCACGAAUACACCGUCUUCCAGUUCUACGUCUGCUUCAGCGAGGUGAUCUUCGGCUCCCAGGCCGCGGGCACCAUCUUCUCCCACGCGCCCGACAUGGGCAAGGCGAAGAACGCCGCCGUCGAGUUCAAGAAGCUCUUCGCCAGCCGCUCCCUGCACGCCUACCGCGACGGCGGCGUGCACGUCUCCUCCAUGCAGGGCGAGGUCGAGUUCCGCGACGUCUCCUUCCGCUAUCCGACGCGUCUCGAGCAGCCCGUCCUCCGCCAUCUCAACAUCACCGUCAAGCCCGGGCAGUACGUGGCGCUGGUCGGGUCCAGCGGCAGCGGGAAGAGCACCACCAUCGCGCUGCUGGAGCGGUUCUACGAUCCCCAGGUCGGGGAGGUCUACGUCGACGGACGCAACAUCACCACCCUGGAGAAGAAGUCCUAUCGCAGUCAUCUGGCGCUGGUCAGCCAGGAACCCUCCCUUUUCCAUGGGACCAUCCGCGAGAAUAUCCUGUUGGGCUGUACGGAGAGGGAGAAUGUUCCCGAGAGUGUUCUGGUGCAGGCUUGCAAGGAUGCUAAUAUUUAUGAUUUUAUCAUGUCGUUGCCACAAGGCUUCCACACCCUCGUCGGCAACAAAGGCGGCAUGCUCUCGGGCGGCCAGAAACAGCGCAUCGCCAUCGCGCGCGCCCUCAUCCGCAACCCGCGCAUCCUGCUCCUCGACGAGGCCACCUCUGCCCUGGACUCGGAGUCCGAGAAGGUCGUCCAGGCCGCGCUGGACAAGGCCGCCAAGGGGCGCACGACCAUCGCCGUCGCCCAUCGCCUGAGUACCAUCCAGCGCGCCGAUAUGAUCUAUUUCCUCGAGCAGGGGGAGGUCGUCGAGGCGGGCUCACAUAAAGAGUUGUUGCGGAAGAGGGGGCGGUAUUAUGAGAUGGUGAAUUUGCAGAAUUUGAAGUGAUUUUUCUUUUUCUGUUGCGGAAGUAUAUAUAUAUAUAUAUAUGUGUGUAUAGAUAGAUAGAUACAGGGUUUGAGUAAAGGGGUGUGGGCGUGGAAUGUCAUCUAGUG